Cryptotermes secundus is the source of this 4900-nucleotide messenger RNA. It is a transcript of the gene Br140, whose product is annotated as bromodomain-containing protein 1. The record is from RefSeq and is a predicted model, not a curated record. Gene Ontology annotation, biological process: regulation of transcription by RNA polymerase II. The transcript has 21 exons. Gene Ontology annotation, cellular component: MOZ/MORF histone acetyltransferase complex. Lineage: Eukaryota; Metazoa; Arthropoda; Insecta; Blattodea; Kalotermitidae. Bases 160 to 4266 code for a protein of 1368 amino acids. Gene Ontology annotation, molecular function: protein binding.
GUUUGUUUUGUAAUCAAUACGAGAUGUUUUAUAUAUAACAAGAAGUGAAAGUAAUGAAUUAUUGUAUUUUAAAAGUGUAAUUAGUUGACGAAUUUAGUAUAUUCGUUUUUAAAAGGUGUGAUUUGAUUGAAUAUAAUUAUAUGCGGUUUCGAAUUUGUUAUGAACGACAAAAUGGGGUUAGAUUUCGACGUUUUGGAAUUUUGUAGAAAACUUCGUAAUUCUAAGCAGCCUCCUUACGAAUGUCCAGUUGCACAAUGUGGAAAAGUGUAUAAGAGUCUUUGCGGUUUACAGUAUCACUUGGUUAACUUUGAUCAUAAUGCUCCUACACCUGUAAACCCUGUAGCAGCACCAGGCCGGAAGAAGGGACGUGGUUCACAUCAUUCACGAACACCUACAUCAACAGCAGAUUUGCUGACGUUGCCAACACGAGAGGGCUUGACAUAUGCAGAAGCUCAGAAAAUGGUAGAAUUUGAAGUAGAUGGACGAGUGACCAGAGUCAGCAUUUUUGAUCCUUUACCACUCAUAUCUAAAGAGGAAUUUGAAGCUACAUAUGGUAGCAGUAAUGAUAGUCAUAUUGGGAACCAGUCAUCUGCAGAUCUCCAUCAGAGUAUACUUGCCAGUGAUGAGAAAGUUCGUCUUCCAGAGCCAAGCUACACUGUCCUAGAUUCUUAUAAUAUUAGUGAUGCACCACCGCGGCCCAAUGCAUAUAUUAGAUUCAUUGAGAGGUCUGCUGAGGAACUUGACGGAGAAGUGGAAUACGACAUGGAUGAGGAAGACUGUGCUUGGCUGAACAUUAUCAAUGAGCAACGUGCUGCUUCUGGUCUGUCAGAUGUUCCUGUGGAUACGUUUGAAUUACUUAUGGAUCGACUUGAGAAGGAGUCAUACUUUCAGAGUUGUGGCAAAGGAGGAGAUGGAGCAGCACCAACUGUUAUUGAUGAUGAUGCUGUUUGUUGUAUAUGUAUGGAUGGAGAAUGCCAGAACUCUAAUGUAAUUCUCUUCUGUGACAUGUGCAAUUUGGCUGUUCACCAGGAUUGUUAUGGUGUACCAUACAUUCCAGAAGGCCAGUGGCUCUGUCGUCGCUGUUUGCAGUCUCCCUCACGUGCUGUAGAUUGUGUCCUUUGCCCAAACAAUGGCGGAGCUUUCAAACAAACAGACCGUGGGCACUGGGCACAUGUUGUAUGUGCACUUUGGAUUCCUGAAGUGAGAUUUGCAAAUACGGUGUUUCUGGAACCAAUAGACAGCAUAGAAACAAUACCUCCAGCACGAUGGAAGCUGACAUGCUACAUCUGUAAGCAGAGGGGUGUAGGAGCCUGCAUUCAGUGUCAUAAAACAAACUGCUAUGCUGCAUUUCAUGUAACUUGUGCACAGCAGGCUGGUCUCUUUAUGAAGAUGGACACUGUUCGGGACUCACAUGGAGGCACUGGUCUUGAUCCAGGAUCAGUACUGGUCCAGAAAACAGCAUAUUGUGAUGCCCACACACCUGGUGGCCUUGUAGACCCUGAUUCACGACCCAGAGGAAGUGCACCUUCUGCUAGCAAGCAAGGUACAACUCCAAGUGGAACUGGAGGUGCAGGGGAAACUGCACGUGAAGAAUCCCGCCAAAAAAUGAAGAAGGCUCGAAGAUUACUUGCUAAGAAGAGAUCAUCAGUCCCUGUAAUUUCUAUACCAACCAUACCACCUGACAGAAUUCAAGAAAUAGCAUCAUUAGUGAAUGUACCGAAGAAGAGCCAGUUGAUCCAAAGACUCAUUGCCUACUGGACCCUGAAGAGGCAGUUCAGGAAUGGUGUUCCUCUUCUGAGACGACUACAGAGCUCUCAUUUAGCCCGUCGUGAUGACCCUCGCCCGUUACAGGAGGUGGUGAGUGAUACUGGUGAACUAUACAGACAGCUGAAAUACUGGCAGUGUCUGCGUCAAGACUUGGAACGAGCUCGACUGCUUUGUGAAUUGGUCCGUAAACGAGAGAAAUUGAAAAAGGAGCUAUGCAAGGUCAAAGAAUUGUGGAUGGAAGUUCACCUUCAGCCUUUUGUCUGCUUUUUGCGUCGCCUUCUUGAUCUUGUUCAGUCUCGAGACACAGGGGAUAUCUUUUCAGAACCAGUCGAUCUCUCAGAAGUACCUGACUACAGUGAUGUAGUCACACAGCCCAUGGAUAUAUCAACCAUGCGAACUAAACUUGAAAAUUUCCAAUACUCAAAUCUGGAUGCUUUUGAAAAGGAUUUUAAUUUAAUGAUCAGCAACUGCAUGGCAUAUAAUUCUCGUGACACUAUUUUCUACCGUGCUGCAAUCAAAAUGAGAGAUCAGGGAGGAGCUCUCAUUCGGCAAGCAAGGCGUGAUCUCGAAGCUAAUGGAUUUGAUUUGACAACAGGACUGUUGUUGCCAGAUGGUGUAACAUGUGCUGCUCAGAGUUGCAGUUCAUUGUCUGGAACAGAUUCUAAGUCAUCACACAUUCCAACACCUCAACUGCAACAACCAUCACCCCAGUCCUUACAGUCUGGUGUUCCACAACAACAAAAUCUGCAGGCAUCACAACAGCAGCACCGACAACAACCUGAGGAAGGUUUGGCGGGGGAAAUUGACCGUGAAUUAGCAACUAUUCUGGAUAAGAAUCGUUUAGUGGCUAGUGCUGAUCGACUUUCGAAGUUGCUCGAAUUACUAGAUCGAAGCCAAGGACUUCGGCAUGGUCUGGCACGUGCUAAGAGAGUCCGACUUAUUAAAACAGAAAUUACGAAACUUCGUCGCAGGAUGGCUCUUGGAGGAAAUGGUCCACAGUUACACCACCCACAGUCAGAAGCUGAAGAUGGCUUUGAAUCAGAUUCAGAGAGAGAAGAGUCCAGUGAGGAGGAAGAGGAUAUGGAGAAACUGCAACUGCAGCAGCGCCCAGCAAAACCAAUCUCACGACAUUCCACACGACGUUCCUCUCAACAGCAGCAAAUGAGUGAAGACACAGGUACUUCUGUAGUGACUUCUGGUACCAAGGAGCAGGAAGCAGAAGUCAAAACCACAGAUACUAAUGUGACAUCCCCAAUUAAUGCUGUACAGAGCAGUGGUAAGCAGAAAAGUGGGCGUGGACGCAAAAAAAUUGGAGGGAAACGACAAGCAGAUGAAGGAACUGACUCUGUCAUUAGUUCCAAAGUUGCAUCUAGUACUACACCUAAUACUCAAAAUUUGAACAGUGCUGCUGGUGUCAGUGGACCUCACUCAUCAUUAGACCCCAGUAUGAGAGACUCAUCUGGAGGGACUGUUCCUGCCACCACCCCAGUCAAAUUAACUGCAUCUUCUGAACAGACACAUUCAGGCACAGUGUCGCAGCUUACGUCUGUCUCUCCAUCUGGUGUAAAUCGUCGUACAGCUGUACUGUUUACUCGAAAGGCUGCUGCUGCUGCUUCAGCAAUUAAAAAGCCAGACACCCACAGUGGUGCACAUGGUGGGACCAAUAGUUCUGCAAGCAUGUCCAGUAGUUCAUCAUUAAUAUCUAGCCGACGACGAGUUGGUCGACCCCGUAAAAACUUGGAUGCUCUAAUGAAUCAGUGCUCAGUUUCUACUUCUAAUGUUGAGCCAAAUCUUCAUUUAUCAGGAACAGGAGAUGGUGAUCAUGCAAGCAUGUUGAUGCCUGCUCCACCCUUGCCAUGCUCUGAGAGCUUCACUGUGUAUAGACGGGGUGGAGGAGAUAUUCCUGCUGAGACUGAUGAAGAGACGCAGUCAGACUCAACAUGUUCAAGUUGCUCAACAUCAGAAGGUAGCACAGGUAGCAGUGAAGAUGGCAGCUCAAGCAUUGACUUGCAACAAAGGGCUGUUUCAGGAGGUGAAUCUUCAGGUGAAGAGGAAGGUGCCAGUAGUGGCUCACUGGAACCUCUGGAUCUAGUGUGGGCUAAGUGUCGGGGAUACCCCUGGUACCCAGCUCUGAUAAUCAACCCAAAAAUGCCUCGAGCAGGGUAUUUGCAUAAUGGAGUACCAAUACCAGCACCACCAGCCGAUGUGUUAGCCCUUGCAUCCAACUAUGAGGAGCCUGUUUACCUUGUACUCUUCUUUGAUACAAAGCGCACAUGGCAAUGGCUACCACGAAACAAGCUGGAGCCACUUGGGAUAGCAACUGAGGUUGAUCAGGCCAAACUGACAGAGUCUCGCAAACCAGCAGAUCGUAAGGCAGUACGGAAAGCAUAUCAGGAAGCUAUGUUACAUCGUUGUCAGGUGUCUGGAGGCCAAGGGAAGAGAAGUCGUGCUGCCAGCAUUGGAAAUGCUGAUCUUCCAGUACCUACCGAUGAGAACUAAAAGCUCUGACAUGCAACAUGGAACAUGAUGUGUAACUUAAGUGUUGUUCUUCUAAACUCUGAUGAGAAGUGGCUGGAAAGUUUGGUAGCAGUGACAGAAAAACAGUGACUUAGUGUACAUAAGCUAACCCACAAGAACUGAAGUCUGGUAGCACUUUGUAAACUUAUCAGACACAAUUCAUACAGAAACAACUAGGGACCUAGUAUUUAUACAAAGCUGUAACAUAAAUAUUGAACAACGUUCGUGUGUAUCACAAUCAUCAAACUUUUUUUUAGCCGUAGCUACCAUACAGUACGAUACAAAAUCAUACAGAUAACACAGUACUUUGUAUGUCACACAGAUUUUUUAAGUGUUCAGUGACUCAGCAUUAUCACCAACAUUUUUUAUGACAUUACCAUGCUGAAAAUGUGUGCAUUGUAAUAAAUGGCCUGUUAAUUAAAAUAAUCUUCAUAAAUUACAACUGCCAUCUUUAAACAAGGAAUUAUUAAUGUAAUAGACAAGAGCUGUAACCAGUACACAGAGGUUGUGAUCAUAUGAUCAAUACUGAUCAGGCAUGUGCAAGAGUGAUGUUUCAGGUCAAAACAAGAAUGUGGAAGAAUUUGUAGAAUCAAGACAGUAAAAUUUUUCUGUAGUA